UUAGGAACUUAACAUAAGGUAUCCUAUGUGUGAUAUCGGAAUUAUAAGAGUGUAAGCCAGGUCUACCCAGUAAGGCACUUGUAAAAGCAGGCCCAUGUGGUGCACUGAAAAACCGGGCGACAUACUAGCACUUUAGAAAACAUUUUAACUGAAUACAUUUCACAGCUGAAUGUUAUAGCAGACCUUUCCAGUAUGCUGAUAGAAGCAUUAGAAGGGGAUGUUACAGUCGUCUACUGUAAUGCCAUUGCUGCCUCAGUGCAGAUCGAGGUGGAACCUGUUGGUCGGUGGUUCGAGGCCUUUCUGAAGAGGAGGAACAGGAAUGUAUCGGCCUCCUUCCAGGAGCUUGAGGAAGAGGAGGAGCUGUCUGAGGAAUCUGAGGAUGAAGAGCUGCAGCUGGAGGAUUUCCCCUUGCUAAGAACACUGGACCCCAAAGACUGGAAGAAUCAAGAUCACUAUGCUGUCCUUGGACUGGCUCAUAUGAGGUACAAGGCGACACAGAAACAAAUCAAAGCUGCCCACAAGGCAAUGGUGUUGAAGCAUCACCCUGACAAAAGGAAAGCUGCGGGAGAGCAGAUUGUAGAAGGAGACGGUGACUACUUCACCUGCAUAACUAAAGCUAUAGAAAUUCUGUCAGAUCCUGUGAAGCGAAGAGCAUUUGACAGUGUAGAUCCUACCUUUGACAACGCUGUGCCCUCAAAGGGCGAAGGCAAAGAUAACUUCUUUGAGGCGUAUGCUCCCGUUUUUGAGAGAAAUGCCCGGUGGUCUUCCAAAAAACACGUGCCCAAACUUGGCACUAUGGAUUCCUCUUUUGAGGAUGUGGAUAAUUUUUAUUCUGUUUGGUACAACUUUGACUCAUGGAGAGAGUUUUCUUAUUUGGAUGAAGAGGAAAAGGACAAGGCAGAAUGUCGUGAUGAGAGGAGAUGGAUUGAAAAGCAGAAUCGUGCAGCCAGAGCCACCAGGAAGAAGGAAGAGAUGAAUAGACUACGGACACUUGUUGACACGGCCUACAGCCUUGAUCCCAGGAUAAAGAAAUUCAAAGAUGAUGAGAAGGCCAGAAAGGAGAAUGAGAAGAAGGCCAAAGCAGACGCCAAGAGGAAAGAGCAGGAGGAGAAGGAGCGGGCUCGGCAGGCAGAGCUGGAUGCUGCACGGCUGGUCAAAGAGAAGGAGGAAGAGGAGGCCAAACUGGUUGCCCAGCAGGCCAAGAAGGAGAAGGAGAUCCAAAAGAAGGCCAUCAAGAAAGAGAGGCAGAAACUGAGGACAACUUGCAAGAACUGGAAUUACUUUGGUGACAAUGAAUCUGAUAGUGUGAAAAUGAUGGAAGAUGUGGAGAAACUUUGUGACCGUUUGGAGCUUGUGAGUCUGCAAUCCCUGAACGAAGGAUUGGCAUCGGGUUCAAAGGAGGAGGGCAAGGUAGCGUUGGAGAAGCAGGUGCAGGAGGUGAAUGCCCAGCUGCAAAAGGAGAAGGAUGCGGAGGUGCAGGCCAGGCAAGCUGUUCGCACUGCCGUACAGGCCAGCGGAGGAGGCGGGGGCGGAGGAAAGGGCUGGAAUGAGGAAGAGCUCCCGCUGCUCAUCAAAGCAGUCAACCUGUUCCCUGCUGGAACCAACGCCAGAUGGGAAGUCAUUGCCAACUACAUGAACUUGCACUCCACCAGUGGCAUCAAAAGGACAGCCAAAGAUGUCAUCAACAAAGCCAAGAACUUACAAAAGCUUGAACCCGGGCAGAAAGAUGAGAUUAACAAGAAGGCCUUUGAGAAGUUUAACAAAGAGCAUGCAGCCGUGCCCCAGACAGUGGACAAUGCAGUGCCCUCUGAGAGAUUUGAUGGUGCUGAAGCCAACACUGCAUCCUGGACCACUGAGGAGCAGAAGCUGCUAGAGCAGGCCUUGAAGACUUACCCCGUCAGCACCCCAGAGAGGUGGGAGAAGAUCGCUGCAGCUGUGCCUGGACGUACCAAGAAGGACUGUAUGAAGAGAUAUAAGGAACUGGUGGAGAUGGUCAAAGCCAAGAAGGCCGCCCAGGAACAAGUUGGCAGUAAAAGCAAAAAAUGACAAGACAAGCAGCCCUAUGUCCUUUUAACGUUAUUGUGUUGGUCUUUAUUUUAUAAUAAAAUGUAAAGAAACCACAACUUAAACUCUGUAAAAGUUGAUGUUUAUAUACUGUACAGUUGACUGCUCGCUGUUAUUAACUCUAAGUAUCUAAAGAGAGCGCCAAUUCUCAGGUUCUCAUCCAGUACAUCCCACUGCGAAUUCGGUUGUAGUCUGGGAGCUGCUCAAUUGGUCCUGAAACAAGAGGGAAAUGUACUGAAUGCUCUUUAUACCACACCACUUUUGUAAGUAGUCAACCUUCAACAGUUCAAUUCCACUGUUCUGACCUAGCAGCACAGCAGACUAGGUAAGGUCUUGACUGAGUGCAAUAUUGUAUGUAUUGUUUUGGCAACAAAUGAAGUGUGUAUAUUUGUAGCUGAAAUUGCAUAACUUUGUUUGACAACCCCUGAUGGCCUUAAUUUGGAAGGGGGGGAAAUGCCAGUACACAGAAUGAAUUAGAAUCUGUUCUGGAUGUCAAUAAGAAUAGAAAUCACAACGUACCGACUGCUGCGAUGGCAGGCGAUUUGUCAUAGAUGUAUUUUGUACACACGUCCUUGAUGGUCUUUGCAUCUAUGGCCUUUGAGGGACAUAAAAUAUUUCAAAUAAAGACACUGCAAUUUCCCAA
Molecule: messenger RNA, 2707 nt
Organism: Salmo salar (Atlantic salmon)
Lineage: Eukaryota; Metazoa; Chordata; Actinopteri; Salmoniformes; Salmonidae
Product: dnaJ homolog subfamily C member 2
Biological process (GO): regulation of translational fidelity; 'de novo' cotranslational protein folding
Cellular component (GO): cytosol
Molecular function (GO): Hsp70 protein binding; ribosome binding
Source: RefSeq, a predicted model, not a curated record